ACAAGAUGGCAGCGUCCAUAGCGGCAUUAAUUGAUUCUCUUCCAAAUAGUGAAAACAAAUUGGAGGUUUUGGCGGAUCUAAAAGCCGUUUUAGGAAAUACUCCUAUUCAGUCGAUAUCUUCAAUAAGUGCAAAUGUAUCUUUCAGUAGUGUGUUCGAAUGUCUUUCUACGGAUAAUGGAGAGGAGCUGGAGAUGUGCUGUGAAGUUCUACAGAAGCUGCUGUCCCCUCUGCCACCAGACGUGAUUCUCACCCAGUUCCACGACGAACUUCUGACGGGUCUGCAACAUGAUGAGCUGCCAGUCCGCAAACUCUGUCUCUCACAGAUUCUUAGGGUGAGUGACAUCAGUUCUGAAGAGUUGACCCAGUAUGAAGACAUUCUGGUAAAGUUGGUGAAAGCCCUGGCUGAUGAAAGUCUGGAUGUGGCAAAGUCAGCUUCACAAGUCCUCACAAAACUUGGUUCCUCUGAGGAAGGUCUAUCCACUCUGUACUCAGAGAACCUCAUGAGCACCAUACAAGAUGUGUUGCUUGGCAACGAUACUAUCAGAUUCAGAGUCUAUGAGACCAUUGUGAACAUCAGUGGCCAGUGUGAGGCAGGUCUCCGUAUGAGUUUCCAGAGUGGCCUGCUACAACAGUUCCUGAAUGAGCUACACAAGGACGACAUUCUCGUGCAGCUCAACUGUCUUGAACUGCUCUCUCAUUUGGCCUCUUCAGAGCAUGGGUUGGCCUAUCUAAAGGAGCAUGAUGUCAUCGCCAGGCUGGAGACCAUGUUGAGGUCGGCCCACGAUGAACCCCUAGCGGGAUUUCUUAUUCCUGGCCUAAUAAAGUUUUUUGGUUGUGUUGCGCGGCUUUACCCAAAAGAAGUGUGUUCACAGAACGAGUCCUUUGUGGCAACAGUCUUCAACAACCUGUCAUCUCCGGAGAAUCCCUCAAUGCUGAGUCUAGCUGUACAAACUGUUGGCUUCAUUGGUUCAUCCAUAGAAGGAAAAAUGGCUCUGGAAAAAUUGGGUAACAAGAUGGACACUGGCAUGAGAUGUAUCGGUAAAGUACUAAGGGAGUCCCAGCAAGAUAUAAAGAUCAUUAUUCUACAAGCCCUGAGUUGUCUCAUGAGACUCAAGAUAGAGGAUCAAACCAGUGAACUGUUGAAGCUGACAGAGCGGUGGUACAACUGUCUUGGAUCCAACACUUUCUCCUACCUUAUGUCACUUGCCACACAACCAUUCCCCGAGCUACGCAUUCCCCUACUCGCCUUGUUAGAAGCCCUCGCAGGGCAGAUGUGGGCACAGAAUAUCAUGUCUGACCAUCCAGGCUUUCGUGAAUACUUGCUUGACCGAUCUACGGAGAAGACAAAAGAAUGCAAGGAGUGGAAAUAUAACCUUGUGUUGACUUUGGCGAAAUCGCCAACUGUCUCGGAAGUGUUUGGUCCACCGUAUGUGGUACAGUUGAAGGUGUAUUGUAACCAGGGACCAUUCUUUGUUAGGGCACAAGCGGAGGUUGCUAUGGAAGGAGAUUCAUAGUUUUUACUACUGUAAAAUCAUUAUUAUUGUUUGGACAUUAACUUUCGUUGAUGUUGCGGGUCGAUUGCUCCGCAAUUUUAACACAAAUACAUCCGAAAAUGACCGACGCAAAUUGCUUUUUUCUCCAGAAUCAGAAAUGUUUACUGGUAGUAGAGCUUGAAAUAUUGUACUGUGAGCAUUCUACUCCCAACUUGUCACAUUUUCUCCAAAAUUGAAUGAAAUUAUUUUGCACUAAUGACAUUCAGAAAUCCAAAUAAUUAUUUAAACCUUGUUAUUUUAAUUAGAUUGCAUCGAAAGCCUAAGACUUACUAAGAUGCUUUAGAGUCUGUUUCCUAAGAAGUAUCAGUUCUUGGUGUGUGUUUUUUGGGCUAGAUUUUAAGAUCUCUUGUCACAGUGGGAAUUGAACCGUUGGUUAUUAUCCCUUGGUAUUUCAACAAUAAACAUUAAUGGUAUCAUGAACAUAUAAUUUUGUGAAAUAUUGUUAGUCUUGUCACUUACUUUUAUGUUCAAUUGUAUUAAAAUGUAUACACAUAUAUUAUAACCUUGUAAAGACAAUACUCUGUACACUUCUUUUGAUGCUUUUCAAAUGAGUAUGAAAAGACUACAAAAGCAUAAAAGGUUAAGCACAAGGCUACAUUGACGCGGCUGUAGUAAAUGCGCUUCUGACUUACCUUGUGUGUUAAUUAAAAGCAUUUCACAUAAGGGAUUGAUGUACAUGUGUGUUUUUACAUAUUGAGACAUAACAAAUGUUUGUUUUCACUCAAAUUCCAUGGAUUUUUACAUAACUCGUUGUUUAUAAAUUUUAUUAAAUAUAAACACAUUAUGUACAUAUAUAAUAUUCAGAUAAUAAAGGAUAUUACACAAUGUUUACAUAAAACUAGAACUCAUGUUAACUGAAAAGACAAUUGUACACGCAUAAAACUAAAGUGUUGCGUAAUUACCCAUAAUAUAGGAAGAAAAAUCCGUAAUAAAAUAAAUAAGAUCAGUUGUAAAGAAACGAUAAUGCCCAUCAGUUGUGCAAUAAGUGAAUAAAAUAUUCUUACAAA
Molecule: messenger RNA, 2560 nt
Organism: Dreissena polymorpha
Lineage: Eukaryota; Metazoa; Mollusca; Bivalvia; Myida; Dreissenidae
Product: 26S proteasome non-ATPase regulatory subunit 5-like
Exons: 9
Coding region: 6-1514 (502 amino acids)
Biological process (GO): proteasome assembly
Cellular component (GO): cytosol
Source: RefSeq, a predicted model, not a curated record